This is a messenger RNA of Sycon ciliatum, 2288 nucleotides long. RefSeq lists its product as uncharacterized. Bases 297 to 1304 code for a protein of 335 amino acids. The record is from RefSeq and is a predicted model, not a curated record. Lineage: Eukaryota; Metazoa; Porifera; Calcarea; Leucosolenida; Sycettidae. The transcript is spliced from 7 exons.
UUUUUAAACAGUCGUAAGUCUCCGAGCCUGUUUCUCCGAAUCACUUGGCGUCGUAGGUAGUACAGUUUGAGGUGCGUACGUACGAAUACCGAAACACCUAUAAUUAUAGUACUACUGUCGCGGAGACAGCAUUGGACAUUCAGCGCCACUCACGCGUCGUGUUGCCCAAAGUGACCGAAGUGACCAGUGCCUUGGCUUGUGCUGCGAAUAAGUUUGGUCGUCCCCCUGAAGCUCAGGUGUCUGCACUGACUUGUUGCUGCCGUUCGUGAUCGCUGCUCCUCCUGCUCUCGACAACAAUGGUUGGGCCUAGGCUCUCUCGUCCCGUGUUGGGAAUGACGGUUCUGUCCGUGAUAUGUCUGGUGGUCCUGUCGUGUUCCAGUGUUGUGCAAGCGGCUGCAACCUCUUCUGGCUGCCCCGCGGACUGGUCCACGGACUGGACCGCUCACGGGCAAAGCUGCUACACAGUGGUCAAUCUCAAUCGCCGGCUUACAUUACAAAAGGCACAUAUGCAGUGCUACUACCGGAGAUCCAAGCUUGCGGAAAUCGCCAGCAAAGAGGUGCACCAGCUACUGACCAGAAUGAUCCACUCGACAAAUACCUGGAUUGGUCUUACGGACGUGUCUCCUAGCCGGGGUGGCCCCCUAUUCAGAGGUCCCUACUGGAUGUACAGCAUGCGAUCGCUGGUCGGUUCCCCUUACCAGCCACCCAUCAAGUCUGACUUCUACCAGAGCUGGGCAGGGAGCAGCUGCUUUUACAUGGGCGGAAAUGGAUCGAUCGAGACCAGCUUAUGCAACUACAGACGCGAAGCCGCCAUCUGCCAAAAGCCCAGACAACUUAACGUUGACCAAGAUUGCCCAAGAUGUAACAUCACGAAACACAGCCAGGAUGAACAGUUGUUGGUCCAGAAAGCUCGCUGCAACGACUUUGCUAUAAUAGGCAAGAUCCAGAAGGAGGUCCACAGUCAUUUCUAUUUCGACGUCCUCGCCAUCUGCGCGAACAGCUCUGCCGCCCACGACGCUCUCUCGCACAUGUACCACCUGCGCACGCCGUCGGCGAACUCCCAGUGCAUUCCGGUGGCGAGAACGCUCAACAAGAAGCCCCUGCCGGUGCUGAAACCCCUGGCAAGCCCACUGACAGCACGCUGCCCACAGCCGUGCGGCCUGGGGCUCAAGAGGGAUAAGCGAUACCUCGUCGCCGGCACAGUGAACCCCGAAACCAAGGAGUUCUCCGUGUUCCCCGGCGGAGCGCUGCGCUGGCAUCGUGUCAAGCGUUACUUCAAGUCUCCCGCCGCGUGUGAGCAAUAAGAGCACCGGGAGCUGGGGGCAACAACUGCCGUCAGCAGUGAACGUUCAGAAAGCCUUUCAUCGAGUGAAUGUGAAAUCUACCUUGCCUGGCCAGUAUUGAGCAUGGGCACUAAUUAUUUAUAUUCUUGAAGAUUACAAAACAAGGCCGGCCGAGGCAGCUUUCUCUCUCUUCACUCCUGCCAUGCUGGCCAUAUGUGUAUUUUGUUUAAAGAUUAUUGGUCUGUCGAGUUUGGUUCUUGGCUCUUCUUCACACGUACAUGUAUGUCCUGCAGCCAUAUGGCCAGAUCAGCUCUGCACCAGAGGCAUUACCACGGGUUAACGGCCGUACACUGUGUGCAUUACAUCAUGAGUGCAUAAACGACGUAAAUUAUGUACUCUUGAUUACAUGAUUAUAGUGACCGUUGUCAUCUGUGCCACAGCGCCACUACUACUACCACCACGCGAGCGCCAACACCCUAGUACCCUGGUCACCGGUAACACCGUCAACGCUGCAACCACCAAAACACCAUAAACUCCACCCCAUGCCGGGGAAGCACAUGAGAUGCUGUUCUGGUUUUAUUUUCACUUCUUGUUUUUCUUCUUUCUUUGUGCUAUUUGCCUACUUUUCACUUGUAUGCAGUCCUUGAGGUGCUCCAACAUUUGCUGAUUAAUUUAACUUGCGUAGUAGUUGAGUGGCCACCAUGCAAGUUUCAGUACUGACUCUUGCGUGUGCGGUCACGUGGUACCGUUUCAGUGCUGUGUUUGCAUCAGCGGCUGUGCUGGUAAAGCCUUGAACGCCUUUCGAUUACUAGUCACAGUGAACAUGAUCAUCUUGCUGCGCGCUCCUGUUUUCUCCCCAUUUCCUCUUCUCUUCACAUACACUUGAGGGUUUAUUAUCUGCCUUGUUCUGUGGCUUUCCUAGAAAAUAGGAACGCACAGGUUUUCACUCUUGGUCGACCGUGUGUUAUAGUGACCGGUCUUCAAUGUUACUUGUACUUUCGACUA